Messenger RNA from Trichosurus vulpecula (common brushtail), 4645 nucleotides. It is a transcript of the gene PIK3R5, whose product is annotated as phosphoinositide-3-kinase regulatory subunit 5. The transcript is spliced from 19 exons. The coding region runs from base 136 to 2754 and encodes 872 amino acids. Gene Ontology annotation, molecular function: 1-phosphatidylinositol-3-kinase regulator activity. The record is from RefSeq and is a predicted model, not a curated record. Gene Ontology annotation, cellular component: phosphatidylinositol 3-kinase complex, class IB. Gene Ontology annotation, biological process: G protein-coupled receptor signaling pathway; positive regulation of MAP kinase activity. Lineage: Eukaryota; Metazoa; Chordata; Mammalia; Diprotodontia; Phalangeridae.
UCAGUCGAGGGUGUUCGGAGCUAUGGUUGGCGCCGAAGCGCAGCUACACAGACUGUAGCCAGAGAACGAGCCGGGAGCCACUCCACCUAGAGGAUGGGCAAAGUGCCCGGCCCGGGCAGCAGGCAAUGAUUCAGAAUGCAAUCAACGGCCACGACAUGCACGGAGGACAGAAUCCAGCAUGCCUUAGAACGGUGUUUGCAUGGGCUCAGCGUCAGCCGGGGUACCACCACCUGGACAGCUGGGCUGUGUCUAAACUGUUGGAGCCUCCAAGAACUAGUGAGCAGGGACCCAGAUAAUUUCCUCAUCCUCCUGGAGCAGAUCCUGCAGAAAACCACAGAGGUCCAAGAGAAAUGCAGCUAUGAUCUUCUGGCUCCGCUGGCUCUGCUUUUCUACUCCACUGUCCUUUGUACCCCACACUUCCCACCAGAUUCUGACCUCCUUCUGAAAGCAGCUAGAACCUACCACAGAUUCCUGACCUGGCCCAUUCCUUACUGCAGCAUCUGUCAGGAACUUCUCACCUUCAUUGAUGCAGAGCUCAAGGUGCCAGGCAUCAACUACCAGAGACUAGUGAGGGCAGAACAGGGACUGUCCAUCAGACGCCACCGAAAUUCCACUGUCACCGUACUGCUUCUGAACCCCCUGGAGGUACAGACUGAGUUCUUAUCCGUGGCCAAUAAGAUGAGUUUCCCAGAACCUUCUCCUCAUAGCGCCUAUGUCACACUGUUGCAACAUGCUUACCAGGCUGCCUUUGGGGCAUGCUGUGACCUGGUCCGUCUACACCGUAUGCUUCAGUCCAAGACUCUAACUGAACUGGAGGCCAUCUUUGAGGAGACUACAGAGGCUCAGGAACUAGCAUCUGCCAUCAGAGACCCCAAGGAGGCCCGGCAGUGGCUGAAAGCCAAGCUGAAGGCUGUAGGAGAGAAAGCUGGCUUCCCCUACAUCUCAGAGACAGCUCAGCCCUGUAAGCUGUAUACCAUCCCCAUUCCAGUAGCCAGGUGCUACACCUGUAGCUGGAAUCAGGACAGCUUUGACAUCCUAAAGGAGAUUCUGCUUAAGGAAAGAGAGUUGCUCCAGCCAGAGACCCUUGAGGAUGAAGAAGAGGAGGAAGACUUGGAGGCAGAUGGAUGCUUUGCUGAGCGGGACUCCCUACUCUCUACUACUUCUAUGGCAUUCAGAGACUUGACCAGGUCAACAGCUUCACUCCCGACCUCUGUCCCUGGCCUUUCAAGCCACGUACUGACCUCUUUUGUCUCAGGCCUCUCAGACUACAUGGACAGUGGUUACAUGGAAGACAGUGAUGAAAGUUCCCCUGAUCGGCCACGGAAAGAAAGCCAGGAGGAACAAGGACCCCAAAGAUCUGGGAGAAAGCUUAACAGAAUCUAUAAACUUUUAAAGAGCAAAAGCAAUAUGGUGCUUCGGAGAGACUCCCAGAGCCCGGUGAAAGGGACUGGCUUGGGCACACUCCCUCUUCGGCGGACGGGGAGUCUAUGCAGCCCUUUAAACACACCUUCACCACUCUCUUCCUGUUCCCAACGUUCCCAUUCCCUUCCCCAGCAUGUGCUGGAGAGCCACCUUUCAAGCUGGCUCUACCCCACUGCCACACGUCAUCGACAUCGGAGGCCCUUCCUUAGUGGCGACGAGGACUCCAAGGCCUCCACACUGCGUGUUGUGGUCUUUGGCUCAGACCGGAUCUCCGGGAAGGUUGCCCGUGCUUACAGCAAUCUCCGGAAGUUGGAAAGCAGUUGCCCACUCCUGACACGGUACUUCAAGCUCCAGUUCUUCUAUAUCCCAGUAAAACGAAAUUAUCAGCCUACAUCUAGUACCUCUCCUGCUCAUGCGAACCAGUCCCACCUCAUGUCCACAGAUUCCCUAAGGCAUCUGACUCCAGUGGACAUUCCUCUGGCUUCAUGGGAGGACAGCACCAAUGACAUUUCCCAUUACCUCGGAAUGCUGGAUCCUUGGUAUGAGCGUAACGUGCUGGGACUGAUGCACCUGCCCACUGAUGUCUUGUGUCAGCAGACUUUGAAGCCUGAGGCUGGACCACUGGAGAGUGCCCAGGAGCAGCUGCCCAUCCUGGCAGACAUGCUGCUUUAUUACUGCCGCUUUGCCACAAGACCAGUCCUGCUGCAAGUCUAUCAGACAGAGUUGACCUUCAUCAGUGGGGAGAAGACGACAGAAAUUUUUAUCCAUUCCCUGGAGCUGGGUCACUCUGCAGCUGUCCGUGCCAUCAAGGCUUCUGGUCCCGGCAGUAAACGACUGGGCAUUGAUGGAGACCGAGAAGCCAUCCCACUUACACUACAGAUUAUCUAUAGCAAGGGGGCCAUUAGUGGACGGAGCCGCUGGAACAAUAUGGAGAAAGUGUGCACCUCUGUCAACCUUAACAAAGCCUGCAAAAAGUUGGAGGAGUUAGAUUCUAACAUGGAAUCUCUGACCUUGACCCUGACUGAGGUGGUGAAGAGACAGAACUCUAAGUCCAAGAAGAGCUAUAACCAGAUCAGCACAUCACAGGUUAAAGUGGACAAGGUACAGGUCAUUGGCUCCAAUAGUUGCUCUUUUGCUGUUUGUCUGGAUCAGGAUGAGCGAAAAAUCCUGCAGAGUGUGGUCAGGUGUGAAGUCUCUCCGUGCUACAAAUCUGAGAACAGCAGCCUUUGCCCACAGCCCCAGAGACUUUCCUUCCUGCCACCUCAAAACUCACCUGACCUCUGCUCUUUCCUGUGUUUGCCCAUCAUGACCUUCAGUGGAGCUCUGCCCUAACACAGCAAACUCAUGAUCUUCAUCUGGAUUUGAUAAAUCACAAGCAAGCGUGGACCCCCACUUCCCAAGCCAGAGCCCUCCCAGUCCAGAGAGCUAGGACUGGCAGUUGUGGCUUUUCCUACAGAGAAUGGAAUUCACUAUCAAUUAACUAGUUUCCACAUGCGAUCCUGAUGAUGUUUUUGUUUUUUUCCCAGCAGGAAAAAGACACAAACCUUUAGCCCUGUAGAGAGAGAUUGUCUUCUGCUCAUAUGGGAGGGGGAAGAGAGGGUAUGAAGGUGGUAAGGGUUAAGUCCAUCUUUUCUUCUGACUAUGUAGGUGAGUAACUUUAAGCAAGUCAUUUAGCUUCUCUCUGGGCCUUGGUUCUCUCAUCUAUAAAAUGGAGAAUCCCUUACCCCUCCCUACGGCUAGGCACCUGGAAUAUAUCAUCUGGCUCUAAAAUCUAUGAUUUUGUCUCAGGGCCUGGUUGUUCUUAAGUUAUGUGCCUUGGCUGAUGUAUAGCAUUUGAAUGCUCGCUCUCUGUUCUUUCAUUCCAGACCCUGGUUUGAGAGGCUGGGAAGAGAGUGGAGAACAAAUGGGGGGAAAUCGUGUUCCAGAAAGCUAUUCAGUCCCCACCCUACUGCCUUUUUAGAACUCUGUUCUCUGCAGAGAUGCAUAUCAAGGUUCUAACAAGUGCCUGGCAUUAUUUUAAAGGUUGGAGAAGACAUGAGAUAUGUAAGGAGUUUACAUUAUAGUUAAUACAUGACACUUUAUGUGCAGCAGUAGAUUAAUUAUACGGUUAAAUAUAUAGUUAAUAAUUAAGAAUAUAGUGAAGAAUUAAUGGUACCUCAAUCUAACUGUAAACAACUCACUAUAGUGGGGAGUUUGGUCUAAGGCAGCUCCAUCUUGGCCUGAUCCAAGAAAGCACCAAAAAAAGAUCUUGUUAUACUAAAGCUUCACCUGAAUCAAGGUCCUGUACCAUGGUUUCAGAGCUUUGUAUUUAUGUUCUAUUGUAUUGCAUCACUCUUUAUGUACUGAGGGUCCACAUAAUGUACAUACAUUAUGUUCCUUUGUCAUAGGCCCUUUUGGUAGAAAGGGGACUCCAAACCAGGAUGGUUUGCCUGGAGGAAAGAAGUAUUUGAAGGACUAUCAUGUGAAACAGGGUCUGAAGGUCUGAGGCUUUGACCAUAGAAGGCAGAAUUAGGAGCAAUGGGUAGAAGUUGUUUAGAGUCCAAUUUUAGUAUGAUCUGAGAAAAUGUUUCCUAACGGAACUCUGCAUACAACAGGUACUUAAUAAUGUUUAUUGUAUUUCAUCGUACAUACAGUAGAAAUAUGACAGUGGGUAGAGUCUAGGAGACUAACAUUCAAGUCUUACCUUUGAUAUUUCCUGGCCAUGUGACCCUAAGUAAAUCAUUUAACCCCAGGCAACCUCUAGAACUCUUAAGUUGCAGAACUGUUGUCCAGUUGUUGGGGGAAUUUCCACAUAAACAGUUCCCUACACCAAGGAGAUCACGGGUCCAUUAAAAAAAAAAAAAGACUAUCCAGAAGGGAACUCCCUGGGAUGGUAGGGACUUACACAUCUCUGGUGGACUUCAUGCAGAAAUUACAUAACAACUUGUUAGAGAUGAUGUAGGGGAGAUCCUUUCCAAGGUGUGAGUUGGACUAGAUGACAUCUGACUUUUCUUUCACUUUGGAGAUUCUGCAAAUUCUGAUGGAAUUUAAAAUUAAAAGUCCAUCCCUUAAUUGAGGAGAGAAAUCUUUAAGGUGGAGAAUAGGUUUUAGCUAAGCAGGAAGGAGAAGAGGUGAGGAAUAAAGUGAGUGAUAACCAGGUACAGGAUUUCUUCUCUUAUUAAAGUGUCAAGUUUAUGCCAAGAACUGCAUUGGUGCUGGAAAUAAAAAUAUGGUAUGACUAGGA